AUGGCAAAGUUGUGUCCCAAAAGUGGCUACACCAACUGGGGUCCCGGGCUGCCUGACAACUACGGCUACGAGGACUGUGCCUACAUGGACCCCGGGUUCUACGGCGCAGGAGGCAACUGGAAUGAUGUCUGGUGCUUUCAAUACUACAACUACAUCUGCAAAAAGAGGAUCACACCCUCAAGUUGUGAUGACAAACCGUGUCAAAAUAGUGGAGUCUGUGAAACCGAUGGGACUGGCGGUUACCAGUGUAAAUGCAAGGCAGGUUACACCGGCAAAACCUGCCAGGAAGACAACUAUUGCCAGUCUGGCUGGAACCAUUACGGAGACUUCUGCUAUCGCUUCUCGGAUGAAUAUUUACAUUUCGACGAUAGACAUACCUGGCAGGGCGCUCUGGCGAGAUGCCAGUCGGACGGGGCAAACCUAGUCAGCAUCCACAGCAAGGACGAAAGCAACUUCAUUUUCGAUCACAUGGGAUACAGUAGAGGCCGUUUUUGGAUUGGUCUUACCGAUCAAGAGAGGGAAGGGUUCUUCAAGUGGAGCGACGGAACAAAGCUGGACUUCAUCAACUGGAGCCCACGGAUACCCGACAAUGCUGGCAACGAGGAUUGUGCGCACAUCGAUUCCGUAUACUUCGGCUCACAGUGGUCGGACGUUUGGUGUGGCCAAAUAUAUGGCUACGUGUGCAAGAAGGCUGCGGAAGAUAUCGAUGAAUGUAAAUCACAGCCAUGCCAGAAUGAUGGUACGUGCGUAGAUUUGAUCAAUGACUACCGAUGUGACUGUGUGGCUGGCUACGAUGGAAAAGACUGUGAAAACAACAUUGACGAGUGUGCGUUAACAACUUGCCUGCCCGGUUUCGUCUGCGUAGAUGGCAUCAACUCGUGCUGUUGCAUGGCAACAAAAUCAAUGACUGUUUAAAUGACGCCAACGUUCAGAUGAUCAGUUUCAGGACAAAGCAAGUCGCAAAAUAUCCCUUAAUAGUUGCAUCAUCAUGGUUUGUUAAUGUUUAACAACAGUUGCCAUUUUCCCCUGUUUUUAUUGAUUUCAUAACGUUUUUCCUUUUCUUUUGAAUUAAUAUUGUGAAGUAACUACAGACUAUGCGUUUCUGACUUUUUCCUUAGGCCAACGUUGAGAUAAUCACUUUGAAGUCAAGGCAAUUUGAAAAAGUUACCUAAGAUUUGCAUAAUCUUAGAGUUGGCAAUGAAAUAAUGGUAAAGAAAUUUAAAACAAAAUCAUUUUACUUUUAGUACUGAUCAUAAUAAAAAUAUAAGAUAUCAAACAAUAACUUUCAGUUGGUCCAAACAUUACAAUAAAGUUAAAGAUUCAAUCUUGCA
Molecule: messenger RNA, 1331 nt
Organism: Patiria miniata (bat star)
Lineage: Eukaryota; Metazoa; Echinodermata; Asteroidea; Valvatida; Asterinidae
Product: fibropellin-3-like
Exons: 8
Coding region: 1-915 (304 amino acids)
Molecular function (GO): calcium ion binding
Source: RefSeq, a predicted model, not a curated record